Moneuplotes crassus is the source of this 1418-nucleotide messenger RNA. NCBI's taxonomy places the organism in Eukaryota, Ciliophora, Spirotrichea, Euplotida, Euplotidae. The record is from the annotation of a GenBank genome assembly.
AAAAUGUCCCAAGCGGAAUAUACAAGAGACCGGGACCAUCCUUUUGAAAAGUCUGUGAAGUUUCAAGAAGAGGCUAAGAACAAGAUUACAGAGAGUCCAAUUAUGAAGGCAUCUCCAUGUGAAAUCCAGCAGGAAAAUAUUAACACAAAUUUAUUCCAUAGUAAGCAUAAUAGGAGGGAAAGUCAUCCAAUGACUAUGAGUUCACUUCUAAACCCGAUGCAGUCGGCUAGAAAAUCGGGGAAUAACCCUCUUGAGGGCAGUAGGCCUCCUUUGAUGGAUCUCGGUCAGGACUAUGAGUCCAAGCUGUUUAAGGACUCCACUAAGCCACCAUCUUCGGAGGCCCGAAUAGAGUCAAACUUUGUAGAACAAAUGAAGACAGCUCUAGAUUUUAAUAAGACUAAAUAAUGAAAUGAAUGAUCUUAAGGAGAAAAUCUACUUCCUUGAGGAAGAAAUUCAAGAUUUACAGACCGAAAAUGCCCGCCUUAUGGAAGACAGACGAGAGCAGGAAAAUGUAACGAGAAGUAUUAUCCUGAACCUUGAAAGGGAGAUCCAGAGCCUCAAGGAGGCUAAUUCCUCAACCUCAAAGUCAUUUGAGGAUCAAAUAACUCAUGUAGAAGAGAAGGCGAAGCUCGAUUGUACUAUAAAAUCCUAUAGUAUCAAAGUCUUAAAGGAUGAAAUCAGCGAACUCAGCCUGAAAUUGACUCUCAAAGACCAAGAAAUUAUGAAAAUCCAACAAAAAGCCAAUGGAGGUGAAGGCGCAGGAGAUAAAAUCAAAGAACUUCAACAGGAAAAUGACCAACUCAAAAGAGAAAUGAGGAAUAUAAGUCAAGCAAGAGAGAAUGAAAAGAACGUAGUUAGGGAGCAGAUCGCCAUUUUUAGACAAGAACUCAAUAAACUCAGACAGAAAUCAGAUGAUGAAGUCAGAGUUCUUAGGGCUGAGUUGGAGUCUUUAACCCAAACUUUACAACUCAAGAAUGAUAAUAUCCUUUCUUUAACAAACCAGUUAGACCAAGCGAAGGAGAAUUUGCGUGAAGAAGCUGCCUUGGUGCCUGAAAUUACAUCUAUCGAUGAGAUUCAUACCAGAUUUUCAAAGGAUACAUAUCAUGAGCCAAACACUUUUGCUAGGGUUGGCUCCUACACACUACAGAAAGUGUCCUACAUUAUUGAUGAAAAUAUUGUCUUAAAGAAGGAAUGCCAGGUACUUAUCCUCCAACUCAACCAACAACGUGAAGAAUAUGAAGAAAAGUUUAAAAGAAGAGAAGCUCAUCUUAAGAAAGAUAAAGAGCAACGUGAAAGGAGUUAUAAUGAACUAAAGAAGGAAAAUAUGCACCUUAAGAACCAAAGUAUGCAGAUUGCUUCCAGCUCUGAGCUAAUGUCACCAAGUGGGCAUAAGAGUUGUUUAUAGAAGAAAUUCAACA